GGGGGGAAUGCGGUGCUGCUGUUGCUGCAGGCACAGGGCUGCCUUCCCUGCUGAAGUCGCCAGCCGCGCGUCGGCGGAUCUCCGGCGCUGGCGAGUCUAGGGGGCCGGCCGGCAGACGAAAGAGCUGUUCUUCACAGCGAGAGCUUCUAAGAUGUGAUCUUGAUUGAAAAGAAAGAAAAGCAUCCCUGUCCACUCAAACAUAACAGUUGGAUAAGUGCUACUUGGGUGGCAGUUCCACAUAAUGGCAAAGCCAUAUGAAUUUAACUGGCAGAAGCCAGUUCCAUCCUUUCUACAAGAUGGAGCCGUGUUUGACAGAUAUGAAGAGGAGUCUUUUGUCUUUGAACCAAACUGUCUCUUUAAAGUGGAUGAAUUUGGCUUCUUUAUCACAUGGAAAAGUGAAGGAAAGGAAGGGCAAGUUUUGGAAUGCUCUCUGAUCAAUAGUAUUCGCUUUGGAGCAGUCCCAAAGGAUCCAAAAAUAUUAGCUGCUCUCGAGGCUGUUGGCAAGACAGAAAACGAACUUGAAGGGAAAAUAGUUUGUGUCUGUAGCGGCACUGAUCUGGUGAACAUCAGCUUCACGUAUAUGGUAGCAGAAAGCACCGAAGAUGCGAAGCAAUGGGUUGACGGACUCAGAUCAAUCAUCUGUAACUUUCGAGCUAACAAUGUCUGCCCCAUGACAUGCCUCAAGAAACAUUGGAUGAAACUGGCAUUUCUGACAAACGCUAAUGGCAAGAUUCCAGUUAGAAGCAUUACCAGAACUUUUGCAUCAGGUAAAACUGAAAAAGUGAUCUUUCAAGCACUUAAGGAAUUGGGUCUUCCCAGUGGAAAGAAUGAUGAAAUAGAGCCUUCGGCUUUUACUUACGAGAAAUUUUAUGAACUGACUCAGAAGAUAUGUCCUCGAACUGAUAUAGAGGAUCUUUUUAGGAAAAUCAAUGGAGACAAAACUGAUUAUUUAACGGUAGAACCAAUUUAUUCUUUAAUCAAUAAACAUCAACGAGAUCCUCGGCUGAAUGAAAUUUUAUUUCCGUUCUAUGAUCCCAAACGAGCAAUGCAGAUAAUUGAGACAUACGAGCCAGAUGAUGAUUUAAAAGGCAAGGGUCUCAUGUCAAGUGAUGGGUUUUGCCGAUACUUGAUGUCCGACGAGAAUGCCCCUGUCUUCCUGGACCGUUUAGAACUAUACCAAGAAAUGGAACAACCCUUGGCUCACUACUUCAUUAGCUCCUCCCACAACACGUAUCUCACCGGGAGACAGUUUGGUGGGAAGUCAUCUGUGGAGAUGUAUAGACAAGUCCUCUUAGCCGGAUGCAGAUGUGUCGAACUCGAUUGCUGGGAUGGCAAAGGUGAAGACCAGGAACCGAUAAUAACUCACGGAAAGGCAAUGUGUACAGACAUUCUUUUCAAGGAUGUGAUUCAAGCCAUUAAGGAAACAGCAUUUGUAACAUCUGAUUAUCCUGUCAUCCUGUCCUUUGAAAAUCACUGCAGCAAAUAUCAACAAUACAAAAUGUCAAAAUACUGUGAAGAUCUGUUUGGAGACCUUCUAUUAAAGCAGCCACUUGAAACUCAUCCACUCGAACCAGGAAGACCGCUGCCUUCCCCAAAUGAUCUCAAAAGAAAAAUUCUGAUUAAAAACAAAAGGUUGAAAACUGAAGUGGAAAAAAAACAGCUUGAAACUUUGAAAAGUAUGAUGGAAGCUGGUGAAACAGCUGCUCCUGUUAGCAUCUUGGAAGAUGACAAUGAAGAAGAGAUAGAAAGUGCUGACCAGGAAGAAGAAGCCCAUCCAGAAUACAAAUUUGGAAGUGAGCUGUCCGCAGACGACUUGAGCCAAAAAGAAUCAGUGGCGAACAACGUGAAAAAGGCUGUGGACGAUUCUGAACAAGAAAACAAUAAAAAGGGUGUCAUAACCGCAGAAGAUGAGCAAGCAUGGAUGGCGUCUUACAAAUAUGUAGGUGCCACAACGAAUAUACACCCAUACUUAUCAACGUUGAUCAACUACGCUCAGCCGGUUAAGUUUCAAGGUUUCCAUGUAGCAGAAGAACGCAACAUUCACUACAACAUGUCCUCUUUUAAUGAGUCUGUCGGGCUGGGUUAUUUGAAAACACACGCAAUUGAAUUUGUGAACUAUAAUAAACGGCAAAUGAGUCGGAUUUACCCGAAGGGAGGAAGAGUGGAUUCUAGCAAUUACAUGCCUCAAAUUUUCUGGAACGCUGGAUGCCAGAUGGUCUCGCUCAACUAUCAGACCCCAGAUUUAGCAAUGCAGUUGAAUCAGGGGAAAUUUGAAUAUAAUGGGUCGUGCGGGUUUCUUCUUAAACCAGAUUUUAUGCGGCGCCCAGAUCGAACCUUUGACCCUUUCUCUGAAACGCCUGUCGAUGGUGUGAUUGCAGCAACUUGUUCAGUGCAGGUAAUAUCUGGCCAGUUUCUAUCAGACAAAAAAAUUGGGACCUACGUAGAAGUGGAUAUGUACGGCCUGCCCACCGAUACAAUACGUAAAGAAUUUCGAACACGGAUGGUGAUGAACAAUGGUUUGAAUCCAGUUUACAAUGAAGAGUCAUUUGUGUUCCGAAAGGUCAUUCUGCCAGACCUUGCAGUCUUGAGGAUAGCUGUUUAUGACGACAACAACAAACUGAUUGGCCAAAGGAUCCUUCCUCUGGAUGGUCUUCAGGCAGGUUACAGACAUAUUUCUCUUCGAAACGAAGGCAAUAAACCAUUGUCUCUGCCAACCGUCUUCUGCAACAUUGUACUCAAAACUUACGUGCCUGAUGGCUUCGGAGACAUCGUCGAUGCCUUGUCAGAUCCAAAGAAAUUUUUAUCCGUCAUGGAGAAAAGAGCAGACCAGAUGAGAGCUAUGGGAAUUGAAACAAGUGAUAUAGCUGACGUUCCCAACGAUACCUCGAAGAACGACAAGAAAGGCAAAGCUAAUAACCCCAAAGCAAACGUCACUCCUCAGACUAGUUCUGAACUUAGACCAAAUACCACUUGGGUAGGGCCUGGAAUGGAAACUAAGAAAGGUAUAGACCUUAGUCCUCAAAUAAAGAUAGAGGACUUGAAGCAAAUGAAGGGAUACAUAAAGCAUUUGAAGAAACAGCAGAAAGAGCUCAAUGCUUUGAAGAAGAGACAUGCAAAGGAACACUGUGUCAUGCAGAAGUUACAUUGCACGCAAGUUGACAAAAUAGUAGCACAUUACGACAAAGAGAAGUUAGCUUAUGAGAAAAUCCUCGAGAAGGCAAUCAAGAAAAAGGGAGGAAAUAAUUGCCUUGAGGUGAAGAAAGAAAUAGAAGAUAAAAUUCAGAUACUAACAUCAGAUCACAAAUCUAAGGUAAAAGAAAUUGUGGCACAGCACACAAAAGAGUGGUCUGAGAUGAUCAACACCCACAGUGCCGAAGAGCAAGAGAUGCGUGAUUUUCACCUGAGCCAGCAGUGCGAGUUACUAAAGAAGCUGCUAAUUAAUGCUCAUGAGCAGCAGACCCAGCAAUUGAAGCUUUCUCAUGACAGGGAAAGCAAAGAAAUGCGUGCCAACCAAGCAAAGAUUUCCAUGGAAAAUAGUAAAGCCAUAAGCCAAGAUAAAUCUAUCAAAAACAAAGCAGAAAGAGAGAGGCGCGUCAGGGAACUGAGUAGCAACACAAAGAAGUUUCUGGAGGAGAGAAAGCGACUGGCAAUGAAGCUCAAGGAAAUGGACCAGCUGAAGAAAGUUCAACUGGAGCAUCUAGAAAUUCUGGAGAAACAAAGCAAACAGCUUUUGAAAUCCUGCCAUGCAGUCUGUCAAACUCAAGGCGAAGGAGAUGCAGCAGAUGGUGAAGCUAGAAGCAGAGAUGGACCGCAGGCCAGCAACAGUGGUAUAAUGCUCCAACACACAAACUGAAGUCUGAAACCCCCGUAUGUUUUGUAUUUGCAAAGCCAACUCACUAAAUAUUGGAAGGCGGUGGUGGUGUCUCUUCUACUUAGUGUCAAGCAAGCGUAGCUGGAAAUCACUGGUGAAGAACUUAUAAUUUUUGUAACAUUUGGAGUACUGUAUUUUAUUUUUUAGCAAUCGACGAUGCUUCUAAAAAAAGAGAAGAUUUUUAAAUUAUGUCCAGUUCAGAAGAAAAAUGCUCCCCUUUGAACAAGGAAGGGUGUGUGUGUGUGUGUGUGUGUGUGUGUGUCAGGGCUACAGGAUCAGACCAGUCUAAUACAGCAAAACAUUAUUAUUAUUUUAUAAUAAUUUGCACUUGUCUAUUAUUAACUUAUAUUGAUAUUUUAUAUCAAAUUUUGCCUGGGCUUCUUUUGCUUUUGAGAAAAGCAGGAGUUCCUAGGACCUCGCAGCAUCCUGACCCAAGAGCCUUUGAAAAGGGGUACUUGAUUCCCCCCCCCCAGUAAAUUGCAAUAAAUUUGACACCAUAGCUUAAAGAAAACUGUCUCUUAAGUUUUUCUUUUUACUGUAAGGACAAACUAGAACUACCAGAUUUGAUGAUGUUGCAAAUUAAAAUAAUGUAUUAAGAAACCACCCUCUCUAAAGUUAGUAGAGAAGGUAAACAUGCAGUAUAAAAUCUGUCCAGGUUCUUUUUCCAGAAUUACAUCAUCAAGAAGUGCUGUAUCAGGUUGGUCUUGUCUGGUUGAAGCUACUGUUUUGUACAAUGCUGCUGAAAGGAUUGCCGAGUGGCAAAAUGAAACCAGUCUUUGUGCCAAAUCUACUUAUUAUGACGAAAAGUAAAGGAACUGUAUCGUAGGCACUUUAACAAACGUUUACAUCCUACUCAACAGUUGCAUAUUGAUCCAUUUGUUACCAGUCCCCCAAUACUACAGCUCAUUGUAUCUUAAGUUUUGUUAAAUAGCUGUUUGGGGGGGUGGGUAGGGAGAAUUUGUAACUGCGAAAAUGUAAAGUAUUUAUACACAUGCAAUCACACUAUUGUAGAAGAUCACGUUCCUUUGUCAGCAGUAGUAAACAAAAACCUGUGUGCAUGUGGUACAGACACCAAUUUUUUCAGUGACUAUUGUAUGACCGCCCAGUUAUUCUCUUACUGGUAAACAAAUACAGAGUCUGUAUGAUUAUGAAACAGAAUAUUUGAAUAGCUAACGAGACAUAGGGGUAUUAUAUAUAUAUAAAUAUAUGUGUAUAUGAAUUAUGUGGGCAUUCUUAAUACUUCAAGUUCUAGUUGAAAAAAGAAAGUAUAUUAAUUUAAUUUUACACAAUAUAUUUAUGCAGAUUUUCAGACUUUCAUAUCAGGAAUAACCCUUUUUAUGUCUGUUAUAUAUAUAUACAUAUAUAUAUAUAACCAAACAAUUUGCUACAGUAUUAACGUGCAUGUUCUCAAAGCCCGCUGUAGUUACAACGCAGAACAAUGCAUGCCAGCCUUCUGCUUGGAAUUGUCAACAUAAGAGACCGUGGGAAGCUGGUAGUUUAGAACAAAUCAGACAACUGAUUUCAGUAACGCUGAGUACCAAUCAUGUUGUUGUAUAUGCUUGUACAAACUGAUUCUAUGUAUUCCUUUAAAAAUGACAUAAUGAUGUAACUGUCCCGAGAUACAACUUUCAGGUUCUCUAAUAAAAUUUUGAAAAAAUACCAAUGGA
Lacerta agilis (Sand lizard) is the source of this 5538-nucleotide messenger RNA. It is a transcript of the gene PLCB4, whose product is annotated as phospholipase C beta 4. The record is from RefSeq and is a predicted model, not a curated record. Gene Ontology annotation, biological process: phosphatidylinositol-mediated signaling; lipid metabolic process. Lineage: Eukaryota; Metazoa; Chordata; Lepidosauria; Squamata; Lacertidae. Gene Ontology annotation, molecular function: calcium ion binding; phosphatidylinositol-4,5-bisphosphate phospholipase C activity.